AUUAACAUGAAGGUAUUCGGAAUUAUAGCAUUGUUGUUAAUUACAACUUACUGUUAAUCCAAUGAAAUAGAUGUUGUAUUAAAAAUGUUAGCAGAUUUGAAAAAUGGAACUUCAAAAUAGCUAGAACAACUUGAGGCUGAUUGGAGUGCCACUAGAUAUGUAUGAAUAUUAUGGAAAGUAUAAGACAAAACAAGACAUAGUGAAUGAUUUGAUGAGAUCUGCUUCUACUUAAAGAGGAGAAUGUAAUCGAAGAGACCAAGAAUGGGCUAACAAAGAGAGAGAUAUUAGAAUUACUCUAAGCUAUAUAAGUUGGUUAGAGAAAAGAAUCAAAGAGAAUAAUGAAAGACUAUAAAGAUUAGAUAUCAAUAGAUGCGAGUCUAAUUCUAAUUUCAUUAACGAUAUCAAAAAUAGCAAGAAAACUUUGAAUUUAAUAGCUUUUCUUAGAAGAGCUAUUAAAAAUGCUAAAGAAGUAAAUAAUAAACAUAAUCCUAUAGACUGACUUACCAACAUUAUUAUAAUCUGCCUAAUUCAUAUAACUAAAAUCAUAUUUAGCUGAUGAUGAAGAUGAAGCAGAAGUGACUUCUGAAACAAACGAACCUCCUCAUGUUUAUGAAGAUGCAGAAGUCGUUGAAGAUGACACUUAAGAGGAUACUUAAGAGGAAACCUAAGAUGUUGAAGAAACAAAUCAAGAAACUACUGAAGAUGCAGUAGAUGAAACAACAGAAGCAGAAGAUCAUGAAAUUGAAUUACAUGAUUAAAUUGAAGAACCUGAGGCUCCUGUUCCUGAACAUCCUUUUGAAGAUGCUGAAAAGGCUACAAAUGAAUAAUUAGCUAAGGAAGCUGCUGCCUUCAAUAAAAUUAUUGAAAAAGGAUAAAAAGCACCUGCUGAAUCUGGAUCUACUAAGGAUUAUAGUUAAUUCACUGUUGCUUAAUAAGAAUUACUUAAUUUCCUUGAUAUCCUUGAAUCAGAAGUCAGAGGAUCUUUUUCAAAAAAAUAAGACAAUCAAGUUAAUUCUGCUAUGGGAUAUAGUGAUUUCAAAGGAUUAAUCUUUAGGGAAAAUGAAACAUUUAAAGGUCAUCUAGUAGCUGAAGAUAUCAAUCUUGUAUUUAUUAGAUUUAUAAAUAGGAAAAAUUAUAAAAUCAAUUGAUUACUAUUUUACAAGCCACAGCUGCCUGUAAAGAAAGAUUAAAGAAAAUCCAAAACUCUAUUGAUUUAGCAAAUGAAGUUUUUAUUUAUUGUAAUUUUAGGACUUGAAUAAUGCUGAAGGUCAUUAUAAAUCAGUAAGUGAAACAUUGACAGAAGAGUUAAACACUUUUGAUGACGUUUAUAGAAUUUAUUCAAGUUAAGUUGGAUCUCAAAGUUAAUCAUAUAAGAGAGAUGUUUAAGGCAAAAUUACCAAUUGA
Molecule: messenger RNA, 1404 nt
Organism: Paramecium sonneborni
Lineage: Eukaryota; Ciliophora; Oligohymenophorea; Peniculida; Parameciidae
Source: the annotation of a GenBank genome assembly